Ciona intestinalis (vase tunicate) is the source of this 523-nucleotide messenger RNA. NCBI's taxonomy places the organism in Eukaryota, Metazoa, Chordata, Ascidiacea, Phlebobranchia, Cionidae. The record is from RefSeq and is a predicted model, not a curated record.
UACCAUCAUCCACAAAUAAUCUAGAAACGAGUUUAGAACAGGCUAGACAUGUACCACUUCUGAUGAACGAUUAGUUUUGUUUUAGCUUUUGUAAAAUCCGAAUAUGGUAAUUUGUUUGAGACAAUUUGUGCUUGUUUUGAUAUACGGAUGUACGUUUGCAAGAGGAAUAUGUACGGAUACGGCAGUGCUUGGAUAUUGUACAGCGAGUGUGUGUUCCAAUCAACAAGCACGCUCGGUGUGCUUGCGGACAUGUGGUUUCUGUCUCGAUUCUCAAGGUGGAGCACCUGCAUUUGCACAACCUCCACCAAAUGUAAAUGUGAUGAGUCGGCCUGAAAAUAAUUACAAUGGUCAUUCAAUCGACAGCGAAAAAACAAAGUAUGUUUAUAAGUGGAUGUUACUGAGAAUGUUAAAAUAAAUGGGCACGUAAGUGGUUUUAUAGAUCCCUUUUAGACGAACAAUUGUUAUUGUUGUUAUUUGGGCGACUCUUUCUACAUAUAUCAAGGCUAUAUUCUAUUAUCUUGUC